AGUUCACCUUCUUACGAUUCGAUCUCAUUCAAUUAUUCUUAUUUACUAUUCGUAUUCAGUUGUUAAAUAAUUGUCCUCCUGUAAGGUUACGGCGCAUAUUAUAGUCGUUGAUAACGACAAGUGCGGAAAAAUAAACAUGUCUAGUAGGAGGCAAAAUUUUAAAAAUCCUUUUUCGAGACCAUGGAUGACGGAAACCGGUGCGGCGGCAGCAGCUGGAGGCUCAGGUUCUAUCGGACUAAAGGGAGUAGUAGCCGGCGGAAUAACCGGUGGCAUUGAAAUUUGUAUUACAUUCCCUACUGAAUAUGUGAAAACACAACUUCAGUUAGACGAAAAAGGUGGUACAAAGAAAUAUUCGGGUAUAUUCGACUGUGUUAAGAAAACAGUCAAAGGACAUGGCUUCUUCGGCUUAUACAGAGGUCUUGGUGUUCUAUUAUACGGCUCUAUACCCAAAUCAGCUGUACGAUUUGGAGUAUUCGAACAAGCAAAACUUUAUAUGGUAAAAGAAAAUGGAACUUUAUCAAAUACUGGUAAAUUGGCCUGCGGGUUAGCAGCUGGUGUGGCUGAAGCAAUUUUCGCGGUCACUCCAAUGGAAACUGUUAAAGUGAAGUUCAUCAAUGACAUGAGGAUGGAAAAGCCAAGGUUUAAAGGAUUCUUCCACGGUGUCGGAACUAUUGUCAGGGAAGAAGGUAUUGGCGGUGUCUACAAGGGUGUAACAGCCACUAUCAUGAAGCAGGGCAGCAAUCAAGCCAUCAGGUUCUUCGUGAUGGAGUCUCUUAGGGAUUGGUACAAGGGUGGUGACAGAGAUAAACAUGUACCCAAGUACAUAGUUGGAUUGUUUGGUGGUGUUGCAGGAGCGGCAUCAGUUUUCGGUAAUACACCAAUAGAUGUAGUCAAAACUCGAAUGCAAGGUCUAGAAGCUGCGAAAUACAAGAGCACAUGGGAUUGCUUCAUCAAGACAUGGAAGCACGAAGGUCCACUCGCCUUCUACAAAGGUACCGUGCCUCGCCUCAGUAGAGUAGUGUUCGAUGUAGCCAUCACGUUUACUAUAUAUGACAGUAUCAUGGACUUAUUCAACUAUGCGUGGAAGUAGUGUGAACUUAGAAGUUGCCAUGUAAAAAUAAUAAUUUAAUAGGGCUUUUUUUUUGUUAGUAGAGUUUUGUUAUCGCAGGUCGAAAUGUUUAUCAUAAUUUUUUUAAAUGUAUUUUUUAAUUUUGUUUUUACGAAACAAGUUAAUUUUUGAUAUGUUUACUGUGCUUUGAUUGUGAUUUAUUUUUAUACAGACACAAAUUUUUCAUGUACGGUAAUAACUUUUUACAAAUGUAAGAGAAAGUGUAAUAGUGUAAGUUAUAAAACGAAUGUAAACAUGUUUAUAUGAUGUUUUCAGACCUGUUUCUGUGAAUUUUGUGCAAGUGUUACCAUAUAGAAUAUACAAAAUGGAAUUUUAAAAUUA
This is a messenger RNA of Melitaea cinxia (Glanville fritillary), 1450 nucleotides long. RefSeq names its product putative tricarboxylate transport protein, mitochondrial (gene sea). The coding region runs from base 137 to 1090 and encodes 317 amino acids. Lineage: Eukaryota; Metazoa; Arthropoda; Insecta; Lepidoptera; Nymphalidae. Gene Ontology annotation, biological process: mitochondrial citrate transmembrane transport. The record is from RefSeq and is a predicted model, not a curated record. The transcript has 5 exons.